Nerophis lumbriciformis (worm pipefish) is the source of this 1536-nucleotide messenger RNA. NCBI's taxonomy places the organism in Eukaryota, Metazoa, Chordata, Actinopteri, Syngnathiformes, Syngnathidae. The record is from RefSeq and is a predicted model, not a curated record.
AUGGCGGAUAAAGCUGAAUAUCAAGAAACAGAGCCAUUAGUCACCCGCUGGUUGAUGGAUUACUUGACAUCGUUGGCGUGGGAGUUGUUUGAAAAAGACAAAUACAAUGAUUUUUGCGCCGUGAGAGACCUGAUUAGCAGUGUCCUACUUCGUCCUGUGGGAAAAAAUGAAGUGAUUAAUAAAAAGGUUCUGGUAAUGCAGUUACUCUCCCGGGUAAACGAGGGCGAAAGACUUGAUAUGACAUUUGAAAACAAUGACCCAAUAUCCCCUUUGGAAUCAGCCCUUCAGCAGCUGGAAAGUAUGUAUGAAGGAAGUAAUAUUCCACAAGAGGAUUUGAAAAAAGUGUGCAACUCUGUCAAGGAGAUGAUUGUGAAGCUUUUCAUUAAGGACAAUAUGUUUAGCAAAGCAGAAGAGGCCCUAUGUAAUUUUCCCAAAGCAAUGACUGCCAAGAAAGAAAUAUACAUGGAUCUCAUCAAUAGGAGGACCAAUAAUCAUAAAGUUAUUGAGGAAAUAAACUUCAAACAGUUGAAGGAGGAGAUUUCUGCCUUUUGCGUGAAAUUUUGUCCAUGCUCUGAUCCCCUUCUUCAUGAGACUGCAAAAAACGUAAUCAAUCGAAUCAAAAGACGACGCAAAGAGAGCAUGACCAGCGAUGAUACGGAGGAAUGUUACCCCUCCAAUCCGCUUAAUGCACAAGGACACGCUCAGCCGCUCAUAUGUGACGAUCCAAUUAUUCCAAAAAAGAGACUGAAGAUAGCCUACCAGGCUUUGGCAGUAGCUGAUCGCAUCACAAUACCGUUCUCUGAACUAGAGGAAGAAGUUCAAAAAGAAAUCACUGUCUCAUUUCUUGAGACAGAAGAUACAGAUGAAAACUCAGAAACCGAAGAGCUUUUUGAGGAAAACUCUGAAAGCUCCAAUCACUAUGUCCCGCCCACUCCUACCAAACCCCUACCAAACAAACCUCAUUCCAAGAACCGUUCACCACAAAACAGAGCCAGGGAAGAUAUGAGAGCCUCGGUGAGGAAACGGAAAAGUAACAAAAUGGCCAAGAUGGUGAUGGAUCCGGACAGCCAGGAGAGCUCAUUGGGUUUGUCCCAGGAGGUGGAGACAACAGUCAGAGCGGAGGAGUUACAAAAUGGAACUUGUGAAACCCCUCACACUGACACUGAAGCACCCCAGCUGAGGAGAAUUCAAUUAGCCACACAGAAAAGAUCUUCCCCUGAUGAUGUUGAGACAACUCCUCCUCCGCAACAUGAGGAACAAUCCUGUAGCUCACCAGCAAUCAAUGAAGUCUCUCUAAGAACACCUCAUAAGGAGGCUUUGCCAAAUGGAAUCGGCAGUGAAUCCGAAGAAUCAUCAGACAGUGCCCAUGUUAUUCCGAGUUCUCCAGUUAACAAUGAAACUCCGGAAGAACAGCGUUCCAACAGAGCUUCCAACCACGGGAACAUUGCUGGUGACCAAGAAACUAAGAACCUGUCCAUCAUCCUUAACUUUAAGUACCAAGCCAGCUGCUCUAGUGAGCAAGAAAAGCAGGAGUAG